Messenger RNA from Lepidothrix coronata (blue-crowned manakin), 1509 nucleotides. It is a transcript of the gene RILP, whose product is annotated as Rab interacting lysosomal protein. Gene Ontology annotation, molecular function: protein dimerization activity. The transcript has 8 exons. Gene Ontology annotation, cellular component: cytoplasm; ciliary basal body. The record is from RefSeq and is a predicted model, not a curated record. Gene Ontology annotation, biological process: cilium assembly. NCBI's taxonomy places the organism in Eukaryota, Metazoa, Chordata, Aves, Passeriformes, Pipridae. Bases 1 to 1182 code for a protein of 393 amino acids.
AUGGCGGAGCCGCUGUGGCGGACCCCGCCGGGCCGCCUGGCCCCGCCGCACGUCUAUCGCAUGGCGGGGGCUCUGGGCGCCGAGCUGCGCCGCCUCUCCGGCCGCUUCGGGCCCGAGGCCGUGGCCGGGCUGGUGCCGCCCGUGGUGCGGCUGCUGGAGCUGCUGGAGGCGCUGGUGGCCCCGGCGGGCGCCGAGGCCGGGCCGCAGGAGGCGGAGGACCCGGAACAGAGGCUGUGGGAGGCCGAGCGCCAGGAGCGAACCCUGCACGGCCGCCUGGCCUGCCUGGAGGAGCAGAACCGGCAGCUCCUGGGGCAGCUUGCGGAGAGCCAAUCCCAGGAAGAUAGCACAGCACGGAAGGAGCGGGAGGUGAUGCUGCGGCUGAAGGAGGUGGUGGACAAGCAGAGGGAUGAACUUCGUGCCCAGGCCCACGAGAUUGUUUGCAAGAGCCGAGACACGGAGGCGCUGCAGGAACAGCUGCAUCGCUUCAUGUCCAUGAACGAGGACCUGCGGCACAAGGUGGCCGUGGUGCAGGCUCAGCUCAAGAGUGCUCUGGAGCAGAAGUCGGACCUGGAGGCUGCGAUGCUGCAAAUCCAGAAGGAAAUGAGCAGGAGGAGCAGGACAGCCCAGGAGACCCAGCAGCCAGAGCCUGGCCUGGAAGGAGCCCCAUCGCCCACGGAGGAGCCACAGCACCAGGAAGGGGACAGGAGCCCCGCUCAGUGCUGCUUCUCUAAGGAAGAGCUGCAGCAGAUCCUGCAAGAGCGGAAUGAGCUCAAGACCAACCUGUUCCUGGUGCAGGAGGAACUGGCCUAUUACCAGCGGGAGCUGCUGAACGAGGAGAGAAUUCCCGGCUUCUUCUUGAACGCGAUGAAGUCAAAUAUCAAAAAACAGAGAAAAAAAAUCAGAGCCAAAAUGUUGGGAACGACGGAGGAGUCGGCGAGCAGUGAUGAAGAUGAGGGCUCCUGGCUCCCAGCUCAUGGCACAGACUGUGUGGAUGCUCAGCCUCCUGAAUCCAAAAUUAGGAGCUUUUUUGGGCUGUGGUAUCAGGGCAGCAACAAAGAGCCCCCCACAUCCAGCUGCUCCGGCACCUGGGAAAUCAUCGACUCGCUGGACACGGAGGUGGAGCCAAAGGGAGAGAAGGAGCCGGCAGCCAGUUCCCCCAACAGAGCCACGGCACCCCUCUGACCCCACCUGAACAGGAGCUGAUCUGACCUCACAGCAGCACUUCCCAGCUCCUCUUCUUCUGGUGUCUUCGAGAGCAGCACAGCAGCCCUGGCCCCUUCCCUGUGCCGUGGUGACGGCGAAGCCAGAGCGUGGGCAGAUUGCUGCAAACCCCUUGGGGCACUUGGAUGUGGGGUGCCAGCCUGGCAUGGGACACCUCAGCACCUCUGGGCAUCUCUGCCCAUCAACCACCCUUUCACUGUGCCCAUGACUUAACUAUGGGGGGUCCUGCACAGCUGUGCCCCCCACACACACUUCUCCCUGCUUGUAGCUCAGCGUGGUGAGGGUCUC